This is a messenger RNA of Verticillium alfalfae VaMs.102, 1731 nucleotides long. RefSeq lists its product with no specific name. The record is from RefSeq and is a predicted model, not a curated record. The transcript has 3 exons. Lineage: Eukaryota; Fungi; Ascomycota; Sordariomycetes; Glomerellales; Plectosphaerellaceae. The coding region runs from base 1 to 1731 and encodes 576 amino acids.
AUGACUACUACCCAAGACCGUACCGUCUCGGCCAAGUCGCCAAAAGCGCUUGAGGAGAGCAACCCAAGCUCUUCACUCGGAAACCACUCCGAAAGCCAACAGCAAACCCCGAGACUUCCAAAGGAAGACACCCAGCACCUGGAAUCGACUUCAUCCGAAAGGCGUCCAUCAGCCGCUACCUCGUUCGACCUUCCAAUAAGGGAUGCUUGUACUGAGGGCAAGACGGACGGCGAAGGAGAUGUUCUGAGCAGACUAGGAUAUAGGCUCAGAAUCGAGACCGAUCAAGCCCCUCGCAGUGAUAUGGUCAACGCCGGCAUCGGGCCUGUGAUCAUCGCAACGUCGAAGAUGGCAGCUUCGCUUUCUUGUCGUAACGAUUCAGUCCUCAGCCUGUCGUCUUGCAUGUCAACUUUUAGCCAGGUCACACGACGGUCGACACACUGCACAGACAAGACCGACAUCUCCGAAGUCUUUACCUCCCCAUCGCGAGCUUCAACCAUGGCCUCUGCAGCAUCUUCUGAUUGCAGCUGUCACGUUGUUCCGUUCGUGAACGGCAUACAGCCCGUGGCCGAGCUGGUUGUUCUAGCAGAUCAAAAUCAUGUCAGAGACAACGACACUCCACUUACGUCGAACAGCAUAGCGCAAAAGCUCCUGUACCGUCUUGCACGGGCCAAGCCUCAUGGCCGAUGCGAUCAACAGCAUCUGCAAGAAGGGGACGAAGGUUCUCGAAGGCCACGACCACCUAGUCUUGCCUCGUCGCAGGCUCGGGGGAGACGUAGUCAACUGGAUCAACACGUCAAUAUGAGUGAUGUUCCGGACGCUCUGGCCACUCAUGGCGUGGCCGUUGAAAAUCAGUCAACAGAGCAAGCUUUCGAUGGAGUCUCAUCUCUGAACCUUCCUAUCAAGCGCAAAACCAGCACUCCAGCCAUGGAAAUUGUUUCUCCGAUCAUCAGAGUUUCCGCAAUCCAGGGGAGACCCGUUGAGGCAGGGCUUGUCGUGAGAGCAUUCGGGCGAACAGGCCGUCCUCUUGUGGCUUCGAGGCCCAUGCCAACCAGAACUCGAACUGAAGGGCAAAUGAGCGAUCGAUCGCCUAGCUCUGAGCCCAAAAGACGCCGAACCCUCAGCAUCAUUGAGGAAGUCCGUGUGGAGCCCGGUGGUAGUUCCAGCGACCCGCGGCCCACCGCCGAUCGGGUGCCGAUGCUUUUCGAAACAGAUGCAUGGAAUCAUGACUUACUUGGAGCGUCUCUCACGAGCUCCGAGCGCACGUCUGAGACGGCAUCUGCAAGCGACCUAGUGGCAACCCCCCGUGAACACUCCCCGGCAACCCGUGCAUCGUCUGUUCCUGCCCCCAUGGAGAUAGAUUCUGAAGAAGAAGCUUUCCACGACGAAAUCAUGUCUGAUACAACAGAUGAGUCGGAUGACGACUACAUGUACGGAGACGAAGUCAAAUCAAAUGAAUCCGAGCCCGACCCCUUCGAUUUGGCCAAAGAGCAGACAUCGGUGACCCUGUCCGGGGUGGACGCCUGGGUCAAGUCCGUGGCGAGCGACACCACCGGCAGCAACACGCCUGCAGGAAAUAGCAGUGGAAAUUUCCAGUGCGCAGGGCUCUCGAGCGGCUCCGGUGCUGGCGGAGCCGACAACGGAAAACGGCGCCAUGGGAACACAUUUAUGCCCACCAUGUGCAUGAGCGCUGCCCACGGUGUUUUGAAACUUUCAAAUUCGCAGAGGAGUUAG